Molecule: messenger RNA, 1349 nt
Organism: Fusarium graminearum PH-1
Lineage: Eukaryota; Fungi; Ascomycota; Sordariomycetes; Hypocreales; Nectriaceae
Exons: 3
Coding region: 99-1073 (324 amino acids)
Source: RefSeq, a predicted model, not a curated record
UUCGACACACACCUGCAGGCCCAAUCCGCCACCUUCAACCCUGAACUUAUUGACUCGGCCAACUUUUUCUUUUUCGAGUCCCGCCUCUGCAUCAAGCAAUGUCGAUCACUACGGGUACAAAGCUCAAACACUACAACUUUGGUGUCGAGAUCGAAGCUGUUGUGAAGCCUUACGGCCCCGUGGAAAGCUUUACCAACGUCGACUGGUACCGACAACUCGCUCAGAAGUUACGGAACCGCGACAUUGCAGCAGUACACGAUGACUGCUCAAAGUACAGCAAGCACCCAGAGUACUACGGUGGCAAGUGGUUCGUCACUAGAGAUGGUUCUUUGAAGAGAGAGCGUCCCAUGGUCUGCAUGGAAGUCGUCUCUCCUCGUCUGGAUACCAAACAGCCUGUUAGCCAAAUCCUUGGUGACUUCUGGGAAGCCAUGCGAGUACACUUCAGUCCUCAGCGCGAUAUCUCCUGUGGUGGUCACGUCCACAUUACCCCUGUCUCCACUCACAACAAGUUUUCCUUACGCAGCCUGAAGAAGAUUGCCUUUGCAACGGUCCUCUACGAAGACUUCGUCGCGGCCAUGCUCCCAAGAGUCCGCCGUGAGAACCAAUACUGUCGCCCUAAUAGCCAGAGCACGGGUGCUGGACUGCGCGAUACGCUGCUAAUGUUCGGGAGGAACAAGAACUCCAUGAUGAAAGUAGCGGCUGCGAUCAAGGCUGCAACAUCAGAGAUGGACCUGUGCUACUACAUGCAGGGAAACAGAUACGUGCUCUGGAAUUUCCAGAACAUCUUCCCAAGUCCCAAGACCGGAAAAUGUACUGGUACGGUCGAGUUCCGAGGCGGUAACCAGUUCCUGAACACAACCGGAACCCUGGCUUGGGUGGCAUUUGUGAUGGGCUUCAUCACGCUGGCUAUAGAGGAGGAUCUCAUCAGCAAGUUUACCCUCUUCACAACGUCUGAGGAUCCCAAGUUUCAAGCACGUAUUGAAAGCUGGUGGAAGCGAAUUCGCUCAUCAGCCAAGGCAUCCAAGCUUAGCCGAUAUCUCCCUUCGGAGUAUACUUCAAUGCAUACCCGAUAAAAUCGGGUAGCGUUGAUUCUUCAUCUACAACAGACCCACCCCAGAAACAUCGGGGUCAAGGCAAAUAUUCUUUUGCUUUUGUUUUGGUUUCAUUCAAAGGUUUCUUCACAUUUAAGAUUGCAUUGCUGGAGUUGGUGGAGUUUGGGCAUAUGGCAGAGACACAAUUCAACGACAAACAGGAUAAAUAAAUACCUACUCGAUCAUCAAGUGAUAGAUUGAGCUGAUAGAAAUUUGCAUAUUCAUUGUUAAACUAUAUAAAUAGAUCUACAUUCAUAC